AUGAGACCGGCUGUCGCUCAUAAGGGGUAUACGGAUUUGCCAGAUAAGCCAGAUAUGGAAAGCGUAUUUCUUUCGACCAAUCCCAAAGUUCAUGUGUCUCCUACACAACUGGCUUGGUCUCCGUUUGAUAUUCCCACGGAAAAAACAACCUUUGUAGAUGGUCUUAAAACAGUCGCAGGAUCCGGUGAGCCCUCUUUACGAGAGGGUCUGGCAACACAUGUUUAUACAGCUAAUGCUAGUAUGAAAAACCAAGCUUUUGUCAAUCAGGAUGGCGAGUUUUUGAUUAUGCCACAACAGGGUCGUGUUGAUGUUCAAACUGAAUUUGGCUGGCUUUAUGUUCAGCCAGGAGAGUUCCUGGUAGUGCAAAGAGGAAUUAGAUUUUCUGUGAACCUUCCUGACGGUCCCUCUCGUGGUUAUAUCCUUGAGAUUUGGGGUUCAAAUUUUGAAUUACCGGAUUUGGGUCCUCUUGGAGGUUACGGUAUGGCUAACGCUAGAGACUUUUUAUACCCACAAGCCAGCUAUGAUUUAGAACCAGUCUCAAACUUCGAGAUCAUUACGAAACUCAACGGCAAAUUUUUCAAAAGUACACAAGAUCACACGCCAUAUGAUGUGGUUGCUUGGCAUGGUAAUUAUGUUCCCUACAAAUAUGAUAUGACAAAAUUUGUCAACAUUGGCUCCAUUAGUGUAGACCACAUAGAUCCCUCGGUAUUUACUAUCAUGACUGCAAAGUCGCGAGACCCAAAUGCUGCUCUGGCAGAUGUUAUGAUUUUUAUGCCACGAUGGGAUGUUGCAUCGCAUACUUACCGUCCUCCUUAUUACCAUCGUAAUGUCGCAUCAGAACUCAUGGGUCUUAUUUACGGUGAUUAUGGUGGUAGAAGUGACUCUUUCCAGCCGGGGUCAGUUUCUUAUGAAACGGGAAUGACUCCCCACGGAGUUGCAUAUCCCGAAUUCAAGGCCGCCUCUGAGAAUCCACCUCCGACCCAGCAGAUCUCCCUUGGCAGCAUGGCUUUUAUGUUUGAGAGUUCUCGCCCUUUUACGAUUACUGAUUAUGCUUGGAAGAGCGACAAGAUUCACUUCCAUGAAACAGGAAUGUGGGAUGAUUUGGUGAAUAACUUUACUCUACAUUUGGAAGAAGUUAAGAAGCUUACCAAUGGUAAACAUGAACAUGGUGUGAACCACUAA
Molecule: messenger RNA, 1182 nt
Organism: Sugiyamaella lignohabitans
Lineage: Eukaryota; Fungi; Ascomycota; Dipodascomycetes; Dipodascales; Trichomonascaceae
Product: homogentisate 1,2-dioxygenase
Exons: 1
Coding region: 1-1182 (393 amino acids)
Biological process (GO): L-phenylalanine catabolic process
Cellular component (GO): cytoplasm
Molecular function (GO): homogentisate 1,2-dioxygenase activity
Source: RefSeq, a predicted model, not a curated record